ACAAAAUCUUCAUUCCUGCGUCACAGCGCCCUUCGCCUCUGUCGUACAUUCCUUUUCACACCUAAAGCGACGCAUUCCUUUGGACUGAAAUCCCCCAGCAGAUUUUUCGCCAGUCUUAUCCGGAGCUUCUUGCGCACAGUCGCCUGUUGCCCGUCCAGAGCACCCGGAGGAGCGCGUUUUGUUCUCGAGUUCCUCAAGGCAAAAUGUCAGCGGCUGCCGGCUCGGUGUGGAACGCCAAUUCUUGGCACUGGGAAGAAAAAAGCUACACAAAGUGGAGCCGCGAGUAUCUGCAGGCGCGCCUCGGAUCCCUGAAGCUGGUUGAAGACGUCGACGGCUUCUCCGUGACGACUCUGCCGACGCCAGCGGUGUCGGGGGAAGCGAGUGUGAGUGUGAGGAAGGGGAAGACGAUUUUGGCAGUUGACAUGGCUGUGAAGCUGCAGUUCGAGGCCCAGCUGAAGCAGGACGGCAAUCGAAAGUGCCGCGGAGAAAUCUCCGUCACAGAUAUUUCCUCCGAGUCCGUCGAAGACCGCGACUACACGACGUCUGCGCGACUCACCGACGUGGAUCUCCCCGCCGCAGAGGCGAUGACUGCGGAGGAGAGACAACAGGCUCUGGCGAUCGUCAAGCGGAACGGCAUGAACGCCGUGCAUGCAGCUCUGGAACGCUUCAUCAAAGACUUGCAGGAAGCGGAAUCGAACUCGGAGAGGCUUCAAGCUGACAAGGCCCAGCGCGAGGCAGAGCUGCAACGCAUGCAAGUGGCGGAGAAAGAGAAGGGAGAGGAGAAGAAAGCCAUCGCCGAGCAACAGAAGCGAAUGGACAGCGAAAUGAAGGAACGCGCAAGGCAGAGAGCAGCGGCGCAGCCCGCGCCACCGUCGCAGCCGGCGCAGGUCGAGGGUCAAGGCUCCGUUUGGAAUGCUAACUCGUACCAUUGGGAGGAAAAGCCUAUGACGCGCUGGUGUCGGUCGACCUUGGAGGAGAGAUUCAAUUCCGCAGAACUUUCUCUUCUUGACGGCUCAACCACUCUGAAAUUUUUCAAUGUCAAAGUUGACGGCGAGGCAUCCAACACAAUCCGAAAAGGAAAGAAACUGGUGAUUUUCGAUUUGACUAUUGGCGCAGACUGGACCGCGACAGCUCGCGACGAGGCAGGUGUCUUUCUUGCAGACUCGCGAGGCCGCUUGGACGUCCGUGACUUCUCAUCGGAAACGCUGGACGACUACGAAGUGACGAUUCAAGGUGAUGGAAAAGUUCCACCGCAGCAGCGAAUCGACACUGCAGCCAAGACAGAGCUUCCGGAGAAAAUAAAGGAUUUGCUCUCAAAGUUCGUCGACGAUCUUCGCGCUCGGGGAUGAAGCACCCCCCGAACAGAGUCUUCUAAAACAUCCUGCCUCAGCGAUGAUGACGACCAGUGCGAUAGUGCUGAUCAACAUUCUGGAAACUGGGUAGUCGCUGUAACGCGCUGUUAAAACGAGCGAUACGAAUGACAACAGCCGACGCUGAAACUCCCACUGCAGUUUCCACUAAAGAACACGCACGUCUGCACUGAAGAAAACUCCCGGAUCCUGGUCACUUGUUGUUGUGACACUUUCUACUCAGUAAUCCGAUGAGGGCAACGGCGCUGGUUGCCCUUUUUGCCAUGUUCCACCCGUGUUCUUCUUCCGGGGAUGUCCCCACUCGCUUGAAUAGAAAUGACUUUUCACGGGCUUUCCCCCGCUCGUCUUGCCACUGCCUCUCUUGGAAGUUUUCUAACUCGAAAAAACGCUCCACAGUUGUCAGACAGCCUUCAGAUCUCACCUGCACGCUGCGUCGACAAACAAACGCUCCACAGUUGUCAGACAGCCUUCAGAUCUCACCUGCACGCUGCGUCGACACAUGGCCUGCUCAAAGAAGGAGAAGCUUGCGCACGUGAACGGGAACCAACCACACACUCAACUCGGAGUGGUCGCGUACAGAGCACAAAAAACAAGAGAUGACGGGAACUCCCGAGUCGUCUUCCAUGAAGGCUGUACAGCUCCUCAGUCGACAAAUGUGCGCAUGCCAUCACUGUCCGAAUACUCACACUUAACAAAAAGCAGAUUUCAAUUCGCCACCGGGGCAACAUCCAUGGAUGCUAGGUUGUCAAACGUCGCAUCUUACGGGCAGUUUUCGUCUUUAUUCCAACAAACGAGCGUUUCGUAUGGACAGACGUUUUACAUCUUUUUUGAUACACACUGAACGAGACUCAGCAAUGACUCGAAACGUACAUAUUUCAUAGAACGCGGAUUUUGUAGUCUGGUUCUUCGUUAGCUAUGCUUCAGACGAUCAGAGACUUCGGAACUUUGUGACUGUCAUCCGCGUGCUACUGAUCUGUGGCGUCAGGAGCAUCUUCAAGGAAUC
Toxoplasma gondii ME49 is the source of this 2373-nucleotide messenger RNA. Its product is annotated as activator of hsp90 ATPase, putative. The record is from RefSeq and is a predicted model, not a curated record. Gene Ontology annotation, biological process: protein folding; positive regulation of ATP-dependent activity. Gene Ontology annotation, molecular function: protein-folding chaperone binding; ATPase activator activity. Lineage: Eukaryota; Apicomplexa; Conoidasida; Eucoccidiorida; Sarcocystidae. The coding region runs from base 204 to 1349 and encodes 381 amino acids. Gene Ontology annotation, cellular component: cytosol. The transcript is spliced from 7 exons.